Messenger RNA from Cyphomyrmex costatus, 429 nucleotides. RefSeq lists its product as uncharacterized. The transcript has 2 exons. The record is from RefSeq and is a predicted model, not a curated record. Lineage: Eukaryota; Metazoa; Arthropoda; Insecta; Hymenoptera; Formicidae. Gene Ontology annotation, cellular component: extracellular region. The coding region runs from base 109 to 414 and encodes 101 amino acids. Gene Ontology annotation, molecular function: chitin binding.
UCGAAGAUUUUAUAUAUAAAGUCAAUUUCUUGGUGAAAUAAGGCAACUAAUUGUACAUCAAGUUGAGAGUUAAACGACGAUAAACACGAUCAAAGAACGUUUUUCAAAAUGAAGUCUUGCACAGUUUUGUUAUUCCUGCUAUGUGUACCAUUUGUAAUGACACAAUCACAAAAAUGCUUGAUAGGGAGGGGUUCCGAAAUACAAUGCGUUACCAGAGAGAAGAAACCUGAGAGAGGACAUGACGGCCUAAAACCUGUAACCGCAAAAUGCUGCCGCGCACUACUGCCCUCUGAAGAAGUGGAUGUAAACUACAUGCCAAGAUCCACUAUUCUGAGGAUAACGCAUCUACUUUUCAAAACUGAUAUGGUAAGUAGAUAUUCGGUUAAUUCGUAUAAUCGUAUUCUCGCUACAUAAAAUGUGGAUCAGAAA